Molecule: messenger RNA, 732 nt
Organism: Ogataea angusta
Lineage: Eukaryota; Fungi; Ascomycota; Pichiomycetes; Pichiales; Pichiaceae
Exons: 1
Coding region: 1-732 (243 amino acids)
Cellular component (GO): endoplasmic reticulum; endoplasmic reticulum membrane
Source: RefSeq, a predicted model, not a curated record
AUGAAGCUGCUGUCAUUACUCGUGUCCCUAGCCGUUGCCGUCUCAGGAGCCGCUGCGGAGCCGGCCGCGAAGCCGGAGAUCGCCAAGGGCGACUUCAAGCCAACCGAGGAGAAGCCUUUUGAUCUGAGAGUCGAGUACCUCAUCAAAGACAAACAAACGUCGCCCACCGAGCUCAUCGACGUGGAAAACGGCGAAACCAUCACGAUCGACUACCAGUUCUACAACGGAGAGGAGGAUGAGUGCACAAUCCUGGGUGUGGGAGGCAAGUUGAUCUCGCCCGUCACCGGAGACACGCUGUACAACAUCACCGCAACCAACAUCGGGCCAUUGUCGGUGAGUAGCCAGGACGUUGUGUCUUUCUCGCAGAAAAUCGGCAUCGACCUGAACCCGGACUCGUACCUAGUUGUUCCGUCGAUCUAUGUUGUGUUCAAGGAGCAAAUCAUGAUGCUAGGCUCGAGAAACCAGCUCAUCCAGGUCGACGACCCUAAGAUCUCCAUUUUCAACCCCAAGUUGCUAGUUUUGGAGGUCAUCCUUGCCGCCUCGGUCGGUGGCAUAGUGUACUUCCUGUACACGCUCUUCGGCGCCAGCUACUUCGGCACCGUCAAGAAGGACGCCAGAAAACAGAAACUGCCGGCUGCCAAACCGUCCAAGACGGCUCCUGCCAAGGUCGACGAGUCGUGGCUGCCUGAGACCCAUCUCAAGACCAAGCGCAGAACCACCAGAAAGAACUAG